Molecule: messenger RNA, 1338 nt
Organism: Hibiscus syriacus
Lineage: Eukaryota; Viridiplantae; Streptophyta; Magnoliopsida; Malvales; Malvaceae
Product: UPF0481 protein At3g47200-like
Exons: 3
Coding region: 1-1338 (445 amino acids)
Source: RefSeq, a predicted model, not a curated record
AUGCCACCUAUACCUACGCUUGUUAAGCAAAUGUUAGGAAGGGAUACAGAAACUUCUGUUAGGGAGAUUCUGGACUCAAAGCUGGGCGAAGUUUCGACGGAGUCGAAGGUGAAGACAAUGUCUUUGACAUUGUCGUUCAUUUUCAGGGCGCCUCGUGAGCUGCGCCGGGUAAAUGAAGGAGCCUUCGAACCGCAGAUCAUCUCCAUAGGACCGUACCACCACGGAAAGUAUCAUUUGAAGGCAAUGGAAACGCUCAAAGUUGGUUAUUUAAGUAGCCUUCUCCAACGAUGCUCUGAUGGCUUGGAAAACUGCAUCGUGGCCUAUAUGUCCAUAGAACAAGAAGUUCGCAAUUGCUAUGCCGAACACGAUGAUUCCGCUAUGAGCUCUGCAGAGUUCGGGGGGAUUAUGGUCGUCGACCUAUUGUUUGUUGUUCAACUCAUUAGCAAAUUCAUGGAUCCUACACUGAGAGAAUCAAACGAUUCCCUGUUCAAGCAGAAUUUGAAUCUAUCUUUUGUGGCACUAGAUUUGUUACUGCUUGAAAAUCAAUUUCCUUUGUGUCUAUUGGAAAAGUUCGCUGAUAUGACCGGGAUGGGCGGGGAUACUUUUGCAAGAAAGGCUCUUAAUUUCUUCUCCGAAACAGAUUUACGAUUACGUAUGCUGUAUAAAAAGAGAGAUGAUGACUUUAUCUACUCGGCUUGGUGCACGAUAAUUGGAUCCAGUUCCACUCAGUUCGGCGAUAGAGCUGUCAGAACGAGGAAUCAAGUUCCGGCAGGAGAGGAAAAUUUCUUGUUUGACAUCCAGUUCAAACAUGGAACACUGUAUAUUCCAACCUUGAUAGUUGACCACGAUACAGAGAGAAUGAUGCGGAACCUCAUUGCUUACGAACAAUUCAAAGAUAAAUCAGGGAGCAUCGUUAUGGAUUAUGCUAGAUUCAUAGACUGCCUCAUCAACUACCCCGCUGAUGUUGCUUUGCUCUGCGACUGCAGGGUAAUCGACAAUCGGCUGGGUAGCAACGAAGAUGUCGCCAGCAUGAUUAACAAGAUCAACAAUUACGUGAAACUGAGGCAGACAUAUUUCAACACCCCCUGGGAUUGGGUUCUCACUUCCAUUGCAGCAGCCACUCUCCUGCUCGUACUUGCCAUUCUGCAAACUAUAUUUUCGGUUCUUGCUUAUUUAAAAAAAAAACUACAAGUUGAUUGUUCUUCAUGCUCUCGUGCUUUUAUGUCGGGUUCGAAUCAUGCAUGUACCGAAAUAAAGGGUUCGAAUUCAUAUAUAUUUAUACCAAAUACAACUCAGAGAAUCAUCCUUUUGUUUGUAACGAUGACUCGAGAUCAAUGA